Molecule: messenger RNA, 2123 nt
Organism: Synchiropus splendidus (mandarinfish)
Lineage: Eukaryota; Metazoa; Chordata; Actinopteri; Syngnathiformes; Callionymidae
Product: trafficking protein particle complex subunit 14-like
Exons: 13
Coding region: 2-1798 (598 amino acids)
Biological process (GO): cilium assembly
Cellular component (GO): TRAPPII protein complex
Molecular function (GO): alpha-tubulin binding
Source: RefSeq, a predicted model, not a curated record
CAUGGUUCUGACGAUGAUGGAGUCCCAGUGUGAGUAUUUCAUGUAUUUCCCCGCGGUGCCCAUCUCGGACCUGUCCGACCCGGCCCGGUACCGCAGCCUUCCCCGGCGGAGUCAUCUGUACCUGGGCGAGACGGUGCGAUUCCUGCUGGUGCUGCGCUGCAAGGACGACUCGAACCCCGCAGAUGGCGCUGCCGAGCGCGCUGCGGGUUUUGGCUCGGAGGCGGCCAGCAGCCAGGCCUGGCGCGAGCUGGCGGGCUCCCUGUGCGCCGUGGCCAGUGUGAGUCCCGGUGACAGCGGCCGCCACCGCGGUGACCACCGUCUCCAUGACUACGACGGUGACGACGACUACAUGGCUGCGGCGGAAGCGGCCAUCGCUGCGCUUGGGAGCCGCGUUGACUCGCGGUGCCGCAGCUUCAGGGACUGUAAGCCUCUGCUGAUACACAACUCCAGCAGAAACUCCGGCCGGGAGUUCUGCAGGGGCCCGGAUAAGGCGUUGGACGAGCCUCUGGUUCUCACCGAUGAGGUCAUUUUCCCGCUGACUGUCACUCUUGACAAACUCCCUGUCGGGACCCUGAAGGUCAAAGUGAUGGUCACAGUGUGGAAGAGGGAGGCGGAGAAGGUGGAGGUUCAGGAGCUGGGGUACCUGAGUGUCCUACAGCAGAGAGAUCCCACACACACAUUCAGACACGACCUGAACACCUUUAAGGCUCAAGUCAGCACGACUCUGACGGUCUUGGCUCCGCCCACUGUCCGCUGCAAACAGAUGACCGUGGCUGGGAAACAUCUCCUCAUCCUCAAAGUUCUGAACGAGUCUUCUCAGGAGGACGUGUGCGUGCAUGAUGUUCGGGUCCUGCCGAACCUCAACGCAUCAUACCUCCCUGUGAUGCCGGACGGGUCGGUCCUGCUGGUCGACAACGUCUGCCAUCAGUCAGGCGAGGUGGCCAUGACCUCCUUCUGCCGGGUGGACAGUGUCAGUGGGCGUCUUCCCAGCACACUCAGCGCCUUAGAGGAGCACGACUUCCUGUUUCAGCUCCACCUGAACGAACCGCCUCAGGACGACUCCAGCGAGGGACUGGAGGUUCCGCUGGUGGCUGUGUUUCAGUGGUCGACUCCCAAAAUGCCUUUCACCAACAGCAUCUACACCCAUUACAGGUUACCCAGCAUCCGUCUGGACCGGCCUCGCUUCGUCAUGACCGCCAGCUGUCCCAGCACCGUCAAGCUCAAGGAGCACUUCAAAGUCAAAUACAUCCUGAUCAAUAACCUGCAGGACUUUCUGUCUGUGCGACUCGUGUGGACGCCGGAAGCUCGGGGUCAAGAGGAGUCCGUCUUGUCCGCCGUGGUGUGUCACUCCCCGCUCACCAAUCUGGGUCACUGUCGGAAAGGAAGCACUCUCUCCUUCAGCGUGGCGUUCCAGAUCCUCCGGCCCGGACUGUACGAGCUGAGUCAACACAUGAAGCUGAAGCUUCAGUUCACCGCGUCAGUAUCAAAUCCUCCGCCGGACGCUCGACCGCUCUCACGUAAGACGAGUCCAUCCAGCCCGGCGGUGCGGGACCUGCUGGACAGACACCAGGCCAGUCUGGGUCGAUCCCAGUCCUUCUCCCAUCAACAGCCAUCACGCUCCCAUAUCAUGAGGACGGGCAGUGCGGUGGAGCGGCGAGCCAUCACCCCCCCUGUAGGCUCCCCGGUGGGUCGCCCUCUCUACCUCCCCCCACAGGACAAAUCUCUGCUGUCGCUGGACAAGAUUGCCAAAAGAGAGUGUAAGGUCCUGGUCGUGGAUCCGGGUCUGUCGCUGCACUGAUCCAGUGUGACUGGGUCAACUUUUAUUUGACGCUUUUGAUGUUUUUGUUUUAUUUAUGUGGACAUUGCUGCAGCACGUCUGUGUGUGCGAAUAUAAGACAUUAAAAACUUUGUUUAUAACCUGCUGUUAGAAAUCUGUGACAACAGAAGGUCAAGGAUCAGUCUGACAAGGAUCCAGAUGUUCCAUAAAAGUCUGUGGACUGUCCAGAGUCUUGACACUGUGGUCUCAGGAGCCAUGUGGUCAGUUGGGGUCAGCGUUGAGUAAGGAGAGAUGAUCAUCUCAAACGUUUUAAAUACUUUUUUUGGGGUUUAUUGAAAGUAAAAAU